Molecule: messenger RNA, 1794 nt
Organism: Rubroshorea leprosula
Lineage: Eukaryota; Viridiplantae; Streptophyta; Magnoliopsida; Malvales; Dipterocarpaceae
Source: the annotation of a GenBank genome assembly
CAAUUAAUCUUUCCGUACCGGAGCCAAAUUCCCAAACUUGUUCCUCGCUUCCGUUCCUCUUCUCCACCUUGCAGCUUAUCCUAAAACCCAAACCCCUGAAGAAUGAGAUUCUUUCCUUGCUACGGUCAUCUUCCUCUUCUUUGAUGGUUUCUUUAGAAAUUGGAAUCCUCUGGGUGAGUGUCUACUAUGCAAGCCAAUAUGAUGGUAAAUGAACUAGAUCCGGAUGUUGUUCGAUGGAGGCUACAUGAACUUUGCUUGCCUUCGAAUGGCAAUUCCUAUGGUAGUGUGACAUCGUAUGAAAGAGAUUGCGGUCAAGUUGGGUAUGUCAGAGAGGGUUAUCAGGAACCAGCAUAUUUGAAUAUUGAGAAUGAUGCAGUUAUUGCAGUUGCUUAUCAAGAAGAGCUUUCAAAACUUGCUUCUGCAGAGGCAUCUGGGGUCACCAAUCCUGGCCAAGCCUCUAUUCUUUCACAGGAUUGGCUUGGGCCUCCAGGGAGACAACAAAAUUUUGGUAUUGGUUAUGAGCAUGAUCGUAGAGCAACAGAAGAUCCUAACCAAAAUGAAAUAUAUUCAAAUAACCACUAUCAAGGGACCCAUGAAUGUUGCUCAGUGAUUAAUGAACAGGCUGGUGAAGACUCCACUAAGGGAGUGGAGCCUUUUUCUGAGGAAGUUGUAGUCCGUACAAUUGAUAUAACAGAUGAGUCAUCUGUUCUAGAUGGUGAAGUAGGAAAGAGGUUGAAUCAGAUGGUUUCUGUUCCUCAUGUUCCUAAAACUAAUGGGGAGAUACCAUCAGCUGAUGAGGAGAUAUCAGAUCACGAAAGGCUACUUGAGAGAUUGAAGGUAUAUGAUCUGGUUGAGAACAAGGUUCAAGGAGAUGGCAAUUGUCAGUUUCGUGCUUUAUCAGAUCAACUUUACCGCUCCUGUGACCACCACAAGUUUGUGAGAGAUCAAGUUGUUAGUCAGCUCAAGUCUCAUCCAGAGAUGUAUGAGGGUUAUGUACCUAUGGCUUAUGGUGACUACUUGAAGAAAAUGAGCAAGAAUGGUGAAUGGGGUGAUCAUGUCACAUUGCAGGCAGCUGCAGAUUCAUAUGGUGUGAAGAUAUUCAUGAUUACUUCCUUUAAGGAUACUUGUUACAUCGAGAUCCUUCCACAUGUCCAAAAGUCAAAUCGAGUUAUUUGCUUGAGCUUUUGGGCUGAGGUGCACUACAAUUCAAUUUACCCUGAAGGAGGUAAACACCCAAAUACAUGUUAUCUACCAUUAUAUUUGCUUGUUAGGGUGACCAAAAGGAGUGUGCUGCAGUGCUUGUCACAGUUCUGCAAGUAAAGUAGAGCCUCCUCUACCAUUUUGCAUGUUUCAAAGAUGAAAACUAAAUAUUAGGCGACACGCUUCACUUAUCUGGUUGAUUGUUUGAAGAAAUAAAAGGAGUUGAAUGCUUUUACCAUUUGUUUCUAAUUUUUUGUAAUUGUUGUUAUGUAUCCAGAGCUGCCUAUCUUACAGGAUAGGAAGAAGAAGAAAUGGUGGAGCUUUUUAAGCUAGCAGUACACCCUUUAGAGUUGCAUAAAUUGAACCAACAGAUUGACCCUAAGCUUCUGGGGAUGCUGCCUUGAUCAGGCGAUAAGUGUCUUAAAUGUUCAUUACUUCCUAAUGUUGCUUAUUUUUUCCUUGUAAAUAUUCUUUCAUUGGAUUGUAUAUAAAAAUUUUGAAUUUUUUUAUUUGAUUAUUUAUAGAAAAUAGUAAGUUCAAUCUAUUUUAUAAUCCAUUUUUCUUUUUGAAUACAUAUAAAAAUAGAAUGCUUAA